This is a messenger RNA of Doryrhamphus excisus (bluestripe pipefish), 4768 nucleotides long. It is a transcript of the gene fhod1, whose product is annotated as formin homology 2 domain containing 1. The record is from RefSeq and is a predicted model, not a curated record. Gene Ontology annotation, biological process: cortical actin cytoskeleton organization. NCBI's taxonomy places the organism in Eukaryota, Metazoa, Chordata, Actinopteri, Syngnathiformes, Syngnathidae. Gene Ontology annotation, molecular function: actin filament binding. Gene Ontology annotation, cellular component: cytoplasm; cytoskeleton.
GGAAACUAAUGCGCAUAUAUAAGACGUCUUCACAACUUGAAACCUAAGAAAGACGAGCUGCGAGUCAUUUAAGUCAUCAAAGGCCGGUCCGGUCCGGUCGAGUUGACCAUCAGAGACACUUUUUUGGGCUUAGACAUGGCUUUUGUGACCUGCCGGGUCCAGUUCCUGCUGGACUCGGAUCCUUUCAUCUGUACGAACUUUCCCGAACCUCGCAGACCUCCUACGGUGGACGUGGAGGAGAACCUGCCGCUGAGUGAGGUGGUUCCGACGAUCCACAAGCUGCUGGACGCGCCGCUCAAGCUGGAGGAGUGCACGUUGCAGGUAUCCCCACACGGGAACUACUUGGACUUGGACGCCUCGCUGUCGGAGCAGAGAGACGAGCUGGACAACUUCUACCAAGAUGUGGCGAAAGGGAGGAAGCCCAUCUUGGUCCUGAGGACACAACUGUCCGUGCGAGUCCACGCCAUCCUGGAGAAGCUCUACAACUGUCACGGCCCUGAGCUGCGCCGCUCGCUCUUCUCGCUCAAACAGCUCUUCCAGGAUGAUAAGGACCUGGUUCCUGAGUUUGUGGCGUCCGAAGGUUUGACGUGUUUCGUUAAAGUCGGGGCGGAGGCAGACCACAACUACCAGAACUACAUCCUCAGAGCGCUCAGUCAGAUCAUGUUGUUUGUGGACGGCAUGAACGGCGUGAUCGACCACAGCGAGACGGUUCAGUGGCUCUACACCUUGACAGGAAGUCAGUCUCGACUGCUGGUCAAAACGUCCCUGAAGCUGCUCAUCGUGUUCGUGGAGUAUUCGGAAUCCAACAGUCCUUUGCUCAUCGAUGCUGUCAACACCGUGGACGAACGGCGAGGUGUGAAGCCAUGGUCGUACAUGAUGGACGUCCUGCACGAGAGAAACGGCGCCGACACCGAGCUGCUGGUCUUCGCCAUGACACUCAUCAACAAGACGCUGGUGGCGCUCCCGGACCAGGACUCCUUCUACGACGUCACCGACUGUCUGGAGCAGCUGGCCAUGGAGGCCGUGGUCCACAAACACAUGAGCAACAUGGCCGCUGAGCCCGACCUGAAAGCGCAGUUUGCCAUCUACGAGACAGCGUUGAGGUUCGAGGACGGCGACGUGAAUGACCCGUCCCCUCACCUGCGUAAAGAGCGGCGAAAGACGGCUGCCAGCGAACAGGAAGGUCGUCGUAGUCGUCGCUCGUCCAGUCAAAACAUUCCUGACCCGGCGUCUUCUGCGAGCUCCUCCCCCUGCACUUCCCCCAUUCCUCCGGCCGCCCUCACCGCCACCAGCAGCCCUCUCUCGCUUUCCCCGUUCACCUCGGAACCCAGCAGCCCCGCCUCCAGUCCCUCCGGGUCCCUGAGAGGGUCACCUCUGCCCCCCAAUGGCGACUCGAACGACACCGUGAUGGCGGCGCACGAGCCGAAGACGCCGUCCAGUCCGAGUCGCUCUUUCCUCAGCCACCACAUGUCCGCUUUGGGUCUGAGCAGGAGGUCGAGGCUCUUCUCCAAAUCCAGCUCCAUUUGUGAGGACCCGUCCACCUCCUGCAGCUCGUCAUCCUCCAGCGCGGACAAAUGUUGGGAUCAUCAGAACGCCACCAAGAUGACCUUCAACGAGGAUGACAUGUUCCAGUGCCCAGAAGACUGUAACAUAAAUGCGGACAAACCCGUUCUGAGGAAGUUUGAAGACAACUUCCUGCGCAGUCUGGCCGCCACCCAGUGGGAGAAGAAGAGGCGGAGUAAACACCUGAGCCCCUCCAAGCUGUCCUCGUCUGAUGAUGUCAUCACCCCGAACCCGCAGCCGGUAGAGGACAGUGACGGAGGACUUCCUACUAAUGGUGUGACAUCCGCUCCCGCCCCGCAUGGCGCAGGUGCCGUGCAGAGACAGUGCAGCACGCUGUCCAAUGACAAGAAGUUCAUGCUGGACAUGCUCUUCUCCAAGGCCUCGGACCAAGCCCCGCCCAGCCCGACCGCUGCCCCAGACGAUGGUCUUGAGCGUGGGGACGUCUUGCCUGCUGAUGGCGGUGUUGGGGGGCGGGGCCGGGUGUUGGAGCGCCUCUCCAGCCUCCGAGCGCGCUCGGUGGAGGCGGUCAGCCCCAGCGAGCCCAGUGCCUCCCGUAGGGCGGAGCUUGAAGGACUGGAAGGUUCCGCCCAGGUGGCUCUGGCCCGCCUGGCAGAAGAGCAGAAGAAUCGCUACGUGCGGCAGCAGAGUAGCAUCGACGCCGAGAGCCACGCACACCGCCUGGAGACCACCCAGAUGAUGCCCCUGGGUGCCGGGGGGCCCGCCGAUGCUUGGGACCAGCUCCAGCCGAGCAGCGCCACCCUGCGCAUCAAAGAUCUGGACUUCUCUGACCUCUUGGAUGAGGAAGACAUUGACGUGUUGGACAUGGACACCAACGACUCCUCCUCCUCUGCGCCGCUUCUGUUGGGUGGUCCUCCUCCCCCGCCCCCGCCCCCUGGUGGACUUGCACCUCCACCGCCCCCUCCUCCUCCGCCUCCUCCUGGUGGUUCAGUGCCCCCACCUCCUCCACCGCUUCCCCCUGGCGGUUCGGCGCCGCCUCCGCCUCCUCCUCUACCUGGCGCCCCUCCUUUGCCUCCGUCCUCCCAAGCGGCAGCAGCAGCAACCUUCCCGAGGAAGAAGAAAACGGUGAAGUUGUUCUGGAGGGAGCUGAAGCAGGCCGACGGGCCCAAACGGUGUCGCUUUGGCCGCGGGACGGUGUGGGCAUCUUUGGACAAGGUGCAAGUGGACACUGUCCGGCUGGAGCAUCUGUUUGAGUCCAAAGCCAAAGAGCUGCCGGUCGCCAAGAAAGCGGCCGAGACCAAGAAGUCUGAGAUCCUGGUCCUGGAUCCAAAGCGCAGCAACGCCAUCAACAUCGGUAUGACCGUCCUUCCCGCCGUCCACGUCAUCAAGACCGCCAUCCUCAACUUUGACGAGUUUGCCAUCAGCAAGGAGGGAAUUGAGAAGAUCCUGACCAUGACGCCCACAGACGAGGAGAAGCAGAAGAUCCAGGAAGCCCAGCUGGCCCAUCCGGACGUUCCUCUAGGGACAGCAGAACAGUUCCUCUUCUGCCUGGCCUCCAUCAGUGCCUUGACCCCCCGCCUGCAGCUUUGGUCCUUCAAACUCAACUACGAGUCUCUGGAGAAGGAGAUCGCAGAGCCGCUCUUUGACCUGAAGCUGGGCAUGGAGCAGCUGGCCUCCAAUCGGACCUUCAAGAAAAUCCUGGCCACACUUCUGGCCAUCGGAAACUUCCUCAACAGCUCCAACGCGAAAGGGUUCGAGCUGUCGUACCUGGAGAAGGUGGUGGAGGUGAAGGACACGGUCCACAGACAGUCUCUGCUGCAUCACACGUGCACUCUCAUCACUGACAACGACCCGCAGUCCUCCGACGUCUACUCGGAGAUCCCUGCCAUAACGCGCUCUGCCAAGGUGGACUUUGAGCUUCUCUCCGAGAACCUGGUCCAGCUGGAGAGGCGCUGCAAGGCGUCGUGGGAGAACUUGAAGGUGGUGUCCAAACACGAGACAAAGACAUUGCUGAAGAACAAGAUGGCCGACUUCCUGAAGGACUGCACGCAGAGGAUCGUCAUCCUCAAGGUUGUCCACAGGAGAGUCAUCAACAGGUUCCACUCCUUCCUGCUGUUUCUGGGUCAGCCGUCCUCCUCGGUGCGGGACACCAAAGUGACGGACUUCUGCCGCAUCAUCAGCGAGUUUUCGCUGGAGUACCGAACCACGCGAGAGAGGGUGCUCACGCUCAAACGCAAACGGGCCGCCCACCGAGAAAGAACCAAGACGCGUGGCAAGAUGAUCACCGAGACGGAGAAGUUUUCUGGGGCGGUGCCCCCUUCUGACAGCCCUGCCCCCAUGGAGGCGGAUCCCAGCAUGGAAGCGGAGCAUGAGAGCAUGACUCACCUGCUGACCAGCAGCGUCCUGAACCAGGAGCAGCGGGGCGUCAGGCGCUCCCGAGCUGUCCGCAGUCUCGGCAGGCUGAGUCCAUCUCCCAUGUCGGUGCCUCAGGACGCCGAAAGCGUCUCCCAGAACGACCCCACAGACGAAAUCAUGGACCGACUCGUCAAGUCGGUGACCCGGAACCCCUCAGCCAGAGUUCCCAGUCCCAAAACUCGCAAACGCUCCCGUCUGAACAGGAAAUCCAUGAGGAGGACUCUGAAGAGCGGCCUCAGCGUGGACGUGGUCCAGGCCCUGGGACUGGACAAGACCCCUGUCUGACCUCACGCUGGCUCAUACGGACACGAUGGAGAUACUGGAAACGUUGGGUGACCUUGACAAAGGGUGCCAAAGUCAAGUGUGGUUGAGACGUCCAUCUUUGAGCUUUUUUUAAGUUCCAUUUAUAGUAACUCUGAAACUUCUCUUUUUUUAGUUCCGAUGCCAAAACUUGAACAUUUUUGUCAACUUGAAGUAUUUUAAAAGCUGAAAAAGAGUUAGAUAUUUGAAAAUGGUUGUUUUUGCGCCACUGUCGGCUUUAAAUUGAUAUUCCCUUCACGUAAUGUGUGUUUGUGUGUGUGUGUGUGUGUGUGUGUGUGUGUGUGUGUGUACACUUGUGAGGGUUGUUAUGCACGUGCACUAGCUUUUUGGCUAAUGUAUUUUUGCACUUUUCAGCACUAAAGUUUUUUUUCCAGGUUUUUAAUUUAACAAAUGAGUUGAAUGUUAUUGGAAAAUGUUUAUUGGGUGAACACCUUAAAUAAAUGACCAUUGCCAUUUCAUAUGCAAAUAAAAUUGGAGCGAAGACUUUUAAAAUGUGGAGUUUGGCUAUUUA